UUGCCAGGGGCGCUCGGGUUCGAGUUUCAGAUUUCUUCUUGAAUUUUCGUUUCAGGACAUAACUUGGCAGGACGAGCACUCGGCCCCUUUCUCCUGGGAGACGAAGAGCCAGAUGGAGUUCAGCGUCUCCUCCUUGUCCAUCCAGGAGCCCAGCAGUGGCCCCGCCAGCGAGCCCCGCCCGCCGUCCAAAGCCAGCCAGGCCCCCCAGGCCCUCCGGCCGGCCCAGGGCAGCAAGUCCUCCAGCCUGGACGCCCUGGGCCCCACCCGGAAGGACGAGGAGGCGGCCUUCUGGAAGAUCACCGCCGACCGCUCCCGCGGGGAGGGGCCCCAGGCCGAGUUCCCCUCGCUGACCCCCAGCCAGAUCAAGUCCAUGGAGAAGGGGGAGAAGCUGCUGCCCACCAGCUACCGGCCGGACCCCGCCCCGAGGGACAGGGAGGCCAAGGAGGAGCGGCCCGGCCACCCGCGUGCGGAGCCGCUGGCCCUGCCCGGCGCCGGCGUCCAGCCCGAGGGACCCCCGCCCGUCAGGGCCUGCACCGGGGCGUCAGAGGCGGGCACCCCCUCGGAGCCCGUGGGCCAGCCGCUCUCCCCCGGGGCCGGCCCCAUCGAUGGGGAGAUGGCGGAUGAGCUGUUCUCCGAACCCAGCGCCGCACAGGUCAGCGCGAGCAGUGUCAUCCUGAAGACGGGGUUUGAUUUCCUGGACAACUGGUAAAACGGGUCAGACACACGCGCACAGACCCCACAGAGAAACCAAGAACCCCCGACGAUUCCCGCCGGGCGCGGGCGGAAAGGGCAGCCUCUCCCUGGGGCCUUUCCCGGUCUCUGUACACGGUUAUUUUUUUUUUUGAAUCUUUUGGAAACUGUAAGAAUCGCCGUGUCCAGAUUUCCAGAGCUCCCCCCCUUUUUUGCUAAGACCCGAUGCAUUUGACGUUUCCCACCGAUUUGAUAA
Myotis davidii is the source of this 946-nucleotide messenger RNA. RefSeq names its product chromosome unknown open reading frame, human C1orf198 (gene CUNH1orf198). The coding region runs from base 113 to 709 and encodes 198 amino acids. The transcript is spliced from 3 exons. The record is from RefSeq and is a predicted model, not a curated record. Lineage: Eukaryota; Metazoa; Chordata; Mammalia; Chiroptera; Vespertilionidae.